Molecule: messenger RNA, 3730 nt
Organism: Alexandromys fortis (reed vole)
Lineage: Eukaryota; Metazoa; Chordata; Mammalia; Rodentia; Cricetidae
Gene: Fsip1
Product: fibrous sheath interacting protein 1
Exons: 12
Coding region: 397-2148 (583 amino acids)
Source: RefSeq, a predicted model, not a curated record
GCCACGUGAACAGCGGGAUCCUCGUUCCGGAGUCCAGCCUAAAUAGGAACAAACCAUUCCUCACCGAGAACAUUCAGUAAAGGUUAUAGGCGGCCUUAGUCUCACAACCUCUACCCCCACCGCUUCAGCAAUCUUCCUUGCGCUUUCCGGUCCCCAGUGCCCCUCUCCGACGGGACAGCCCUUUACACCUCUCGCGAGACCGAGAGCGCGCGCUUCUAGUUGCCAGGGCAACAGCGUUCUUCGAGGCAGCGGGCUUGGGACCGCGGCGUCUUUCAUCUCCACAGAGGUGGUGGUGGCGGGAAAGACCCGUCCCCUUCGAGGGGAAGUGGAUGACGCUUGGAUGUCAGCGGCGCCAGUUAGUGCCUAGGCGUCUAGCCUUCGUCCCCAACGGGAAGGAUGUCAAUGGAUAUUAUAAAAGGAAACCUAGAUGGAAUUUCAAAACCAGCCUCAAGUUCACGAUCACGUUCUGGCAGCAGAAGUUCCAAUGCGUCUCUGGAGGUGCUCUCGCCAGAACCAGGGGCCUUCAAGAUUGACAUGGCCAACAAGUUGAAUUCUAAUAAGGAGGGCCGCUCAUCCAGUAGUAGUGUGGAAGGAAGAAGAAAUAGUCAUGACUGUAAGUGGGCAGACGACUCUGAGCGCACAGACCCAGCCAGAGAGGGCUCAGAUGAAGACCUGGACUUGGCUCAACCGAUGGUCCCCGAGCCUUCAGGUGAUCCCAAGCUGGAAGAGCCAGAUGCUCAGCUCCUAAACGCUAUUCGUAAGAUGCACAGACUCGAUAAGAUACUGGCCAAAAGACAAAGCAGAGAGAAGGAAGUUAAAAAGCAAGGUGCAGAAAUGAGGAUUAAGCUGUGGGAAGAACUCAAGAUAAGAACUUCUGCAAAAAGUACUGAAGACUUGGAAAAUGAUGAGGAGUUGGAAAACACGAAAAAGUUUUUGUGUUUGACUUCGGAAUCUGCAGGAACAGCUGAGCCCUCGCACUGUGAGUUUGAAGACGACUUUUUCUCAGUGUUUCAUACUCAGAUUUCUCCAGAAAAUUAUGAAAAUUGCAUGCAGAAUAUGAAGACAGAUUUUACCUGUGAUGUGCCAUUGAUUAAAACAGAAAAGAAACUCUUCCCAAGUACAGAAAAGAUUGAGCUUAGGAGUAAACUCAGCCAAGAUUUUAUUAAGCGAAACAUUGAGUUGGCCAAGAGCCCCAGAAGCCCGGUGGUUAUGAUCGACAGAGAGAAGAAAAGGCUGGACGAGCUCCUUAAAGGCCUAGACGACACAGACUCGGGCCUGUCCAGUUCUGAGGGUGACCAGUGUGGUUGGCUGGUCCCGGGAGAAGGCUACACCCUUGCAGCCACCGAGUCUCAGAAGCUUGCUCAGAUUGACACGAAACUUCAGGAAUUUUCUGUGCUCUCACCAACGGUCUUCAGUCUUUCUCCAAGACUCGAGAGUCAGAACAAUAAGGAACCUGACCUGGAUGAAGAAGGAAAUAUGGAGCCAGCUCCAGGAGAAAAGAUACUCCGGGACAACAAAGAGCAAAGGGACCAGCGGUCUCGACUGAGAGCCAUUGAUGGGAAGCUGAGAGAGAUCAAUGAACAGCUAAACUCCACACGUCUCUCCGAGGAGCAGCUGAAGUGUCUUCUGGAGGAGUGUGUAUCCCAACAGAAAUGCGUCCCUCUUGCCCUUUCUUCUGGAGGGGAAAACAAAGACGUUGACGCAGCCCUUGAGCCCUCCCAGUUUUGCCCAUCCACCCCCUGCGGAUUACCAGAUGAGUCCAAAGUCGAGGUCCAGAAAUCCCUGCUAGAUGAUGCAAACAGGCUUGAGGACGAGGGGUGUGGACCUGCCGUGGGCUCCUAUCUCACCAGAGCCUUGGCUGGGCACUACAAAGCAGAAGCUCUCAUGGCAGACAUGGAGACCAUGAAAGAGCUCCAGUUCACUAAGGAGGAGGCUUUCAGCGAUGCAACGGACUAUUUUAUGUCAAAGACCGUUGGCAUUGGGAGACUGAAAAAGCCCCCUUUCUUGGAGGAUGCCCUGGAUGCCAUCGAUGUGGAGUCCUCUUCAGAAGACCAGCAGCCAAAGCCUCAUCCAGAGGAGCCAGCAUCAGCAGCAGAUACACAGGAGCCUGGAGAUGCUGUGGAUGAACCAGAAAAACGGGAAGCAUGACUUUCUGGGGUUUAAGCCUAAGAAAGUUGGAAAUGAAGUGGCGUUAUCUAUUUUUUUCCUGAAUCCUUUGUAAUAGUGAAUGUGUCAUAGAGACUAUUCCCCAAAUGAUCUCAACGUUUGAAUUCCCUUCUUUGCUGAUUACAUUCUUUUGAUAGUUUUGAAACUUGGGGUGUAAAUGUUUGCUGGUUUUUAUUCAUUGAAAUUCCUGGGAAAAUUGUUUACAAAUGUAUCGCUAAUGUUACGAUCUCAAGGAUACUCUAUAAGAACCAACAUUGUGGCAGGGCGGUGGUGGCGCAAGCCUUUAAUCCCAGCACUCGGGAGGCAGAGGCAGGCGGAUCUCUGGGAGUUUGAAGCCAGCCUGGUCUACAAGAGCUAGUUCCGGGACGGGCACCAAAGCUACAGAGAAACCCUGUCUCGAAAAAACAAAACAAAAACAAAAAAACAAAACAAAACAAAAAAAGAACCAACAUUGUAACAUAUACGCAGGUGGUGUGAAGUCUAGUGGACACUAGUUUAUUGCUCUCUGUUUCAUUCUGUUGGGGGCAGUGCAGGGGAUGGAAUUCAGGGCCUUGUGCAUCUGGAUGCAAACGUUUUGUUACUAAACUGUAUCUCCAGCCCACUGUGUUGGGCUUAUGUGUUUCCACUCUUUAUGAUUCAGGUGGAUUGUGGCCACAGUGGCUUUUUGUUCUGCCUCAUUUUUCCUUCUCUGUGCCCGUCUGAUUGUUUGUCCACAAGUACAGCUUGCCUUGGGAAGAAAUGAAUUCCCAUAACAAAGGAAAGUUGCUGAGUCUGUUCUAGUUAGCGACAAUACCUUUCUUUCCUUUUCUUUUUUAAAAUACAUUUGAAAAAUGAUUCAUUUUUAGUUUAUGUACAUUGGUAUUUUGCCUGCGUGUAUGUUUGUAUGAGGGCAUUGGGUCCCCUGGAACUGGAGUUACAGACAGGUGUGAGCUGCCAUGUGGGUGCUUGGGAGUGAACCUGGGUUCUCUGGGAGAGUAGCCAGCGCUCUUAGCCGCUGAGCCAGAUGAUACCUUUCUUAAGUUGCAGCGUGAUGGAUUUUUUAUUACUCUCAGUUUGUUACAUUCUUCUGGAGGGUGGGCCUUUUAGCAUGCAGGACAUAAAGGUGGGCCUUAUUAAAAGAAAGUCUGUAGCACCAUUUCAAGAGAGAAUGUUUGUCCAGUUCUGGGUCAGUAAUCCGAUCUCAUGAGAAGCUUUUAUGGCCACGUGUGUAUGUUGGGUUGACCUCAUAGAUGUAAGACUAGUUCAUUCCUAAUUCAUAAUAAGCUUAUCGCAGCCCAGACGUAGUUUGGAUUACUGCAUGGACAGCAUUAUUUGCUUUUGUCCCCUUUGUUUGCUGUCCCUGCUUGACUUCAAUGAUUGCUUAUGUAUCUUCCUGACUUGCUGAGGUGAAGAAUCCUAUAGCUAUUCAAGGGCAUGAACAUUCCUAUGGCUGUCUUUGUCCUGUCUUCCCGUUUCAGUUUCCUGUUGGUUCAUUUCUGUCGAUUUUGAGGUACAGGGGACUGAACCCAGGGCCUUGCACACACUAGCCAAGAAGCACUCUCCCACAGAGGCACACCCUAGCCUA